This is a messenger RNA of Xiphophorus hellerii (green swordtail), 4695 nucleotides long. RefSeq names its product NFKB inhibitor interacting Ras-like 2 (gene nkiras2). The transcript has 4 exons. The record is from RefSeq and is a predicted model, not a curated record. Gene Ontology annotation, molecular function: GTPase activity; GTP binding; GTPase activating protein binding. Gene Ontology annotation, biological process: Ral protein signal transduction; negative regulation of canonical NF-kappaB signal transduction. The coding region runs from base 109 to 687 and encodes 192 amino acids. NCBI's taxonomy places the organism in Eukaryota, Metazoa, Chordata, Actinopteri, Cyprinodontiformes, Poeciliidae.
GCGGGGUCUUAGACUGCGGUCGUCGUUACGUACACUGUAAACAGGAAGUGAUCCGUUACCUAAGGAAAACGGACCGUCAAUUUUGUGACUGAAAAUUGAGAAGUCAUCAUGGGAAAAAGCUGCAAAGUAGUUGUGUGUGGCCAGGCUGGAGUUGGUAAAACAGCAGUGUUGGAGCAACUACUGUAUGCCAAUCAUGUUGCAGGUUCAGACCCCAUGGAAACCCUCGAAGAUAUUUACAUUGGUUCCAUUGAAACUGACCGUGGCACACGGGAGCAGGUGCGCUUCUAUGAUACGCGUGGACUCCGUGAUGGAAUGGAGCUUCCUCGCCAUUACUACACUUUUGCCGAUGGGUUUGUGCUCGUCUACAGCAUCGACAGCAAAGAGUCCUUUAAGCGAAUGGAGGCACUCAAGAAAGAUAUUGAUCGUCACAGAGACAAGAAAGAGGUCACCAUCAUCGUGCUGGGCAACAAGCUGGACAAGCUGGACGAGAGGAGAAUUGAUGCUAACUAUGCGCAGAACUGGGCGAAAAACGAGAAGGUGCGUCUGUGGGAGGUGUCGGUGGUGGACCGGCGCACGCUCAUCGAUCCCUUUGUCCACCUGGCCAGCAAGAUGACCCAGCCGCAGAGCAAGCCCACCUUUCCUCUAAGUCGCAAUAAGAACAAGGGCAGUGGCUCAACAGACAGCUAAGCUACCUGCUCUGCUCGCCUGGCUUAAACGAGGAGUUCAAAAGGGAAUGGUAAAGGGAAUUCUGUUUUAGUAAAAGUUUUAAAAAUGUGGAGAGGCUAUCACAAGAGAAAAGGCGCAAUGAUUGUACAGAUAUUUCUAUCCAGUUGGUGCUGUUCUGCUGAAAUGCUACUUUAAUCAUGACAUUGAAAAAUAUUUAUCUCAAACCACCAAGGAAAAGGAUCACCAUGUUGAUAUUAUGUCAAUGUUACUGAAUCAAAUCAUGUUUGGACCGCAGACUGUGUGCUUUGGACCCAGGUGUCUUAAACUGCUUAUAAUCAGCAUUUUUAUCCACAAAAAACAAGUUGCGCAUUACUGCUUUGAUUUUAUAUACACUGAAUGAACACACAAACGGAAUCAGAAAUGCAACCAUGUUCACGUUACCUUAUGACUGCUUUACAAACAUGCUGAAUUUCACUUUUUCUGAAAGAAAUAAUGACUGAAAGGAUUGCAUUGACAUAUUCUGAAUAAUCAAUGGCGGUUUGUCGAUCUGGAUCUUUGUUACAUUGUGCUUGUUUUGUGUUGCCCAAUGAUUGACAUUCCUUGCAAAGUCUUUGUGGAGGAUAGGCGUUGCUGGCUCAGGUGUAACUUUUCUGGUGGCUCCAUGCAAAAACAGAUGGCACACAAUGAAGUGAAAUAUCAGCACUUUGACCAUGUAAGUCACUGUUGUGUAUGACAUGUUAUUCCUGAGGUGUGAGUCAUUUAUUAACACUAUAUCAUUAUAUCAAAUCAGAUGUGCUUUUGAUGUUUGCUUUAUCAAAACGGCAGAGAUAUGCUGAACAUAUAUAAGUGUUUGUGCCAUGUCUGUUGACACUAUUCCACAUUCAACAUAUUUAAGCUUUUGUAUGGUCACACUUUUCAAAUAUCGACAGUUUGUGUUUGCUUGCAUGUUUUGUAAGCAAAUUAAAUUCCUCUCAGUGUCUGACAGGGAUGUUGACGCUGCUGUGGUUGGGCUGGUUUUGUUCAAAUUGUCUCAUUUAGCACAAGCUUCAUCAAAAAUAACAUACAGAGAGGAAAUUGCUCAAACCGUGUGUGUUUCCAUCCAUCCAUUCAGUUCAAUUCAAUUUAUUUAUACAGCACCAAUUCAAAACCAAUGUCUUGAGUCAUUUUACAAAACAAUCCUUUUAAUUCAAUCAAACAUAUUAGAAGAAUUUGAAAGGGGAACCUGUUGACCUCCAGUCAAAUGCCUGCGACUGAGCUACUAGCUCACUUUUUCUUUUAGUUCUUUCUAAAUAAAAAACCAAAACUGCCAUUGUAAUUUGUAAUUGCCUAACUUUAGAGAACUCUGUUCGGUCACUGCUUAGGGAAUAUGGCACAUUUAGUUUUAUUUAUUAUUGUUAAAUAAUUUUAAUUAAUGUGUGAUUUUUACAGAAAAGUUACUCUCAUGUAAACACUAAAAAGAGGAGAAUCAAAUCCUUGGUAUAUAGUGCCCUCUCCUGGUGUCAACCAGGAAUUGACUUUCCUUUGUCAACGCUUCCUGAAAUGUUUUUUUUUAGUCAAAACAUUAGACAACUGUCAUAACGUUAAAGCUAAUAUUUAUGGAUUUUUAAUGGAUAGCUUUGUAAGACAUGGAUUUCUAUAACGUAAUGUACAUGCUGAUGUAACAAUUAUUGCUCUUCAUGAUAAUAAAAACAAUAACAGUCUCCAAUCUAAUUCCUACCCGUUAUAGGAACAGGUAGGAAUGACCUUUUUCCUAGUAAUUUCUUCUAAUAUAAGAAAUUAAAGAAAUAAAAAUUCUGUGUUAAAUUUUUUUAAAUUUGUGGCGACACAGGGGUAAACCACACCCGAUGUUUGGAGGCUGUAGUGAUGUAUCCCACUUACCUAUGAUGUGAAACAGUUCAGACGAAUAGAAGUUCUUGAGGCUUAGUGCUUGUAAAUAUUUAGGAACAAAUGGAUUCUGUAUUUCAUAUGCUUUUUCAUAAUUGCAAUUAAUUACUUUAAAACAUAUUCAUUUAAAACCAUAUCUGUCCUUCACUCAAGCAUUUGAUGCGGCGCUAAUAAAAUGCGAAUCUGCAAUAUGCACGAGCGAAAAACUUUUCAGUAACAUCAGAAAAAAUGAUUCUCCUGCUGUUUUAGUAAAUCAGUGACAACUGGAAAUGCUGCUGUCUCUGCUCGCUAAUACGCAGUUUCAGCACAACACCGAAACAUGCACUUAGUUGUGUAAGUCUGGCCCCAUGAAUAAACUGAUCCGAUAAAUUAGCUUAGGAAAAAUGAUGCCAGACAAAAUUAUAGACAUUUCAUCAGAGGAAAUGAUCUGAUAGAUCCACAUGGGGCAUGUUGAGAGAUUAAUGCACGAUAAUGAGAAAACCUCAAGUGGAACAUUUCUGAAAUUGCAUUAUGCACACUCACUUUAGUUUCCCUAGAGGGUACCAGCACUUGUUUCACUCAUGUUCUUUUUAAUGAUAAGAAGCAAGCCUCUGCACCUAUGUUCCUUCCCUUAAAGUGAUUCAGUGAAUGAAUCAUUGUAGAGUAUAAUAAUAGUACAAAGAGAGGCUUACAAGUUGUCUUGUUUUCCUGGUCAAUUCUUUUCCGAGAAUUACAGCAAAGGCUCUACUGAGUAGAAUAAAGGAUGGAAAAAAAUCCACAACACCAUUUGUUAAAAAAUACACUGUGAAAAGGAUAGAUUUGUCACUCGCCUACAUGAUUUAUGAGUCUUCUUUCUCUGUUUGACAGCACAAACACGAAAGACAAAUUUCUAGUUGCUAGUCACAUUCACAGUUCAAAAAGGCGGCGCACUGGUGUCGCAAUCUGAAAUACUCUGCAGCAGCAGCAGCAUGUCUCUGGAUAAAAGGCUGAGGAACCACACUUUUUGUGUGUUGGGGGAAAAAAAGCUGACUUUAACCCUCAAAGCCUCUGCACUGGCCCAAGUUUCACCGUCGCAGAGGCAAUUCCACACAACAGUGAACACAUUCAGCCUAAAUGCCAACACCACCUUUAUAGUCUACUCUUCUAAGCCAUGAUUUUGGCAACAGUUGUCAACCUAAUGCUGAAGAUUUGAGAUAAAUUAUUUGUCCUGAAAACGCAUUGUCACUGUUACAUUUCAAGCACUCUGUUUCAAGCAAACUCUCACAUUUUGGAAAUUAAUGUAUUUAAGUAACUAAUUAUUUAUCAAGACCAGCUCAAAACAAAGGUGAGCUCACUGAGCUUCUUCAAUGAUCUACUGAUCACUCUCAAAUCUUUCUGCAGUUUUUGUCCAAUGCACUGCAACAACCAUCUGGAGUGCAAUAAGAAGGUUAGAUGUUGCAGACUUACAAGAAAAAAGAAAAAGAAAAUCAUCCUUUCAUGAUUUAGGUGUAUCAUUCUUCCAAUCGUUCAGUAUAAUAGUGGUUUCAACAUGUUCCCAUUUACUGGGUGUAUAGGAUGUCUGCAGCUGUCACUCGUAGCAUCAGGAACAGCCUGGAUAUUGAAAGCUAUAGGUGGUAUGAUACAAGCAUAUGUGUAUGAAUAAACUCUGAUAACUUCAUAAAUAAUUUAAUUUUUUUUAUGUUCUAGCCAGACUGACUGUGUAGGAGUUAAAAGCUACUAUUUCUCUCCAUAUAAUAUCUUUAAGAAGUUAAAAAUGUGUUGUAAAAUUUGUUGCCAAUUUUGCCCAUUUCAAGUCAAGAUUAAGAAAACCCACUGGAUUGAUUCACGUUAUGAAAACCUCCUUUGCACUUUUACUUUAAUUGGGCCAUACUGCAGAUGUUUUGUUGCUGCUUUCCAGAUCAUCAGCUGAACAAUGACGUUUCCUCACUGAAAUAGCAUAAUUUUCCUAUAAAUGCAGUUUUCAAGACCUCCACCAUCACUUGUAACUGUGCUGCACAGAAGUAUUCAUCAUCAAGUCUUGUGUACGCAGCCUAAAAAGUUGCAGAUUGUAUUCCUCCCACAACGCACAGCUAUUAAAAUCCAGCAUAUUUGUAAAUUAUUUACUUUUCACUUUGCCUUUAAAGCCAAAUGCUGACUAUUCUAAGCUGUGUAAGCUGCAAAACUGUC